This is a messenger RNA of Eutrema salsugineum, 1371 nucleotides long. RefSeq lists its product as uncharacterized. Bases 1 to 1371 code for a protein of 456 amino acids. NCBI's taxonomy places the organism in Eukaryota, Viridiplantae, Streptophyta, Magnoliopsida, Brassicales, Brassicaceae. The record is from RefSeq and is a predicted model, not a curated record. The transcript has 2 exons.
AUGAACCAAGUUUUGUCUUCCAUUGGACCAGAAUGGAAUGUUUUAUCGAACUACCAGUUUUCAGAGUUGGGGAAGAUAUGGAUUCUGUGUAAAUCCCCAACUACUAUCAAUCAUCUUUUUUCGGACCUUCAAUCCAUCACCUGUGAGAUUAUCCUUGAGUCUGGUAUCUCUUUUGUCUACACGGCGAUCUACACGUCAAACGAUAUCGAUGAAAGGAAGCUUCUUUGGUCGUCUCUUAGGGACACCUUUAUAUCCUUUAAUCUCAGCGAAAGGGCAUGGCUUGUCAAUGGCGAUUUUAAUGAGAUUUUAUCUCUGGCUGAGACUUCCAAUACCCGAAUCUCCUCAUCUACAGCUCAAAUGAGAGAGUUCGGAAGCUGUUUAUCUGAUCUGGGGCUUUUUGAUCUGGCCUCUCAAGGGCCAAAGUUCACCUGGUCAAACAACCGCCAGUCAGAUCCAGUGGCCAAAAAGUUGGAUCUUUGUUUAAUAAAUGAUCAGUGGUUACUCUUGUUUCCUUCUGGUCAUUGUUCUUUUGAGCCGCCAGAAUUUUCCGAUCAUUCUCCUUGUCACAUCAAGAUGUUUACGCCUCCUCCCUCCUUUGGUUCCCGUCCUUUCAAGUUCCUAAAUCUCCUCACCAACCACCAGGAUUUCUUAUCGACGGUUAAAUCUGCUUGGGAGGAAGCGGGUGACUUAGCUACAAAUCUUCGCUUUCUAUGUUUCAAGCUUAAAAGCCUUAAGAGGCCUAUCAAAUCCCUUUGUAAAGAGAACUUCAGUGAAAUAGAAAGAAGAGUCUUCGAGGCAAACUCCAUUCUGAAAACUCUGCAGCUUGUGACGCUCUCUGAUCCUACUCCGGUUAAUCUCAACCCACUGUUCAUCUCUAGACUGCUCUUACUUGGUAAGCGAAGUCUCUAUUUCGACUAUAAAGGAAAGUCUUAUGGCUCUCCCUUCAAACAAGACUCCGGGCCCGAUGGCUUCCCAGCUGAAUUUUUCCGGGCUUCUUGGACUGUUAUUGGGCAUGAAACAACAGCGGCAAUUAAGCAGUUCUUUACUUCAUCCUUUAUCCCAUCAUCUCUCAACGCUACUUCCCUCGUGCUUAUUCCAAAACGUCGAGGAGCUGAUGAGUUGAAGGACAUUAGGCCGAUAUCCUGCCUUAAUACAGUCUACAAGAUCAUCGCUCGAAUUUUAUCUGAUCGAAUCAAGCAUCUUCUCCCUGCUCUGAUUCUUUCAAAUCAAACGGCUUUCAUAAAGGACAUGCUUUUGCUGGAAAACGUCCUUCUAGCAUCAGAAAUUGUUCAGGGUUACCAUCUGGAAAAUCAGUCUCCUCGUAUCACUCUAAUGGUGGAUAUAUCUAAAGCCUUUGACAGUGUCAGAUGA